AUGGCCAAGGCCUUCGCCACGGUCUUCACCGUGGCCUUGAAGCACUCACCAUGGCCUUCGUCUUCGCCAUGGCCCCAAGGCCCUCACCGGGAGCUUGAGGUGUUCGCCGUGGCCAAGGCCUUUGCCAAGGUCUUCACCAUGGCCUUGAAGCACUUGCCAUGGUCUUGGUCGUUGCUAUGGCCUGAAGGCCGUUCCUCGCAGGCGAUGCCAGCGUCUGGCCGGAAGAGGAAGGCCAACUUCUCCAAUGACGAGACUGAGACGCUGGUCUGGAAUGUGGUCCGGCAUUUCAGCGCCCUGUAUGGGUCUGAAGCCCUGCGGGCUCACCCCGUGCGGCGGAAGCAGCUCUGGACCCAAAUCCAAAGCCGCGUCAACUUCCUGGGCUACACCGAACGCUCCAUCGACGACCUCAAGCACAAGUGGCGCGACCUGCGGUUGGACGUCAAGAAAAAGAUCACCUCCAAGAAGCACCUGCCCAUGAACCGCGCCGGCGGGCCCCUCCACAAGCCGCGCCUCACGCCCCUGGAGAAGAUGGUGGCUUCCAACUUCUUGCAGGGCCACACACACCCGGAGCCCGAAAUCAUCUUGGACCCAGAUCUGUUCUUCCCCGGCGCGACCAAGCAGUCCUUCAUGCACCUGCAGCCCGGCGUGAGCCACCCCAGCAUCUACAUCGACACCAACGGGCAGCCCUCGUCCCUGCCGGACGUGGAGGGCUCCGCCGUGCCCCGGCUGGCAGUGCAGAGCCCCGACCCCUCCGUCAUCUGCGAGUACAGCCGAGGGGAAGGACAGAGCAGUUCGG
Messenger RNA from Pygoscelis adeliae (Adelie penguin), 796 nucleotides. Its product is annotated as myb-related transcription factor, partner of profilin-like. The transcript is spliced from 3 exons. The record is from RefSeq and is a predicted model, not a curated record. The annotation marks the transcript as partial. NCBI's taxonomy places the organism in Eukaryota, Metazoa, Chordata, Aves, Sphenisciformes, Spheniscidae. Gene Ontology annotation, cellular component: nucleus.